Messenger RNA from Punctularia strigosozonata HHB-11173 SS5, 819 nucleotides. RefSeq lists its product as uncharacterized. The record is from RefSeq and is a predicted model, not a curated record. NCBI's taxonomy places the organism in Eukaryota, Fungi, Basidiomycota, Agaricomycetes, Corticiales, Punctulariaceae. The coding region runs from base 1 to 819 and encodes 272 amino acids. The transcript has a single exon.
AUGUCGACCCCGCCCCUAACGCUUAUCACCGCCGAUGGUACCGCGACGUCAACGAACUGCCGGUACGGUUGGGUGCAAUUCCGGAGGUUUUAUCAAGCUCUCCUCGGCAGCGUUCGGUUUCUCCACUCGUUGGAGAACGUCCAAUCGUUGCAGUUCGGUCGCGUGGCCUGGAAGGAACUGCUGAAGACCGACAAGUGGUCGAAGCUUUUCGAUCCUGAUGCUGCGCCGCAAUCAAAGGACGAGCGCCUCCUCGUCGCGGUCACGACCAUCCGCGAGCUGGCAAGCAAGUGCCGCGUUGCAUUCCCGACAGUCGACCCCAACGUUUCGUACUUUGGCAAGAAGGUGAUCGCCAGCGACGUUCAGAGCGCGGCCUGGGGGUCCCUAAUCAUCUGGGACAUCAACGAACAUGCCGUCCACCAGGAUCUUCUCCUCCUCGCUUACCGUUUCCUUGGGCGCAAGUACCGCGACGGGAAGGUGCCGACGAAGACCUUCGAGGAUACCGUCGCCGCCGUCCGCGCUUGCAUGGCGGACCAUGCUUUCGACUUCGACCGCACACCUGCAUCUUCGAACGGCUUCGGGGACGCGGACGGCAGAAGGCGGAGCGACUAUGUAUACGCGCUGGUGCUCUUGAUGAAGGAUUGGAAGGUCACAGGGUCGCCGGUGUUGCCGACGUACACGCUGAACAGAGAGCAAAUCUCGAAGUCAUCUUACCUCGCGUACGAAAGAGCGGUCGUCAACGCGUACAUCACGACGUUCCGCGAUGAGUUCCGCCGACUCCCCUCCCUCCCCUUCCAGCACCCCGGCAUCCCUCCUGCGUGA